UCCUAUUUCAGAUUUUUUUUUCUAGUAAAAAGUUUUCUUCUAUGUUUCUACAAAACUUAACUACCUCUCUGUAUCCAAGGAAAAACAUCACGAGCUUGUCAACAUACAACCGCGUUUGUUUUUUUGGGAAUAUAUAGUUCAACUAUUAUUUGUAUAUUAAUUGCUGUUGUGUAAAAAUGGCAUCCCAGUAUAGACCUUUAGACUCGCGCCGCGAAGAAUUCCAAGACUAUUUGGAACGUUCCGGCGUCUUGGACACUAUCACUAAAGUGUUUCUUAUGUUGUACAACGAGCCGGAAAAACCAUCUAAUCCAAUCGAAUAUGUAAGGAAGAAUUUGUACUCAAACAAUCCAGAUGAGCAAGAAAUAGCCCAGUUAAAGCCAAAAAUCGAGGAGGCAAACGCUAAAUUGGUUAAAUUGCAAAUUGCUCGGGAUGAGCUUAAGGCCUUGCUGGAAGAUACCGAGCAAGAUAGUGGAAUCGGUAAUGCGAAUGGAGAUGGUAAAUUAGCAGACGGUAAAGGAAUGUUAUGGCCUGGCGAAGAAGAAGGGACAGUAGACGGCGAAGCUAGUGUACGUUACUUGGAUAGUGACUAAUGUACUAUGUAGUUAUUAUUCCAUUACAUUUUUUUCAAUCUAACAGUAAUUAUUUAACAUGCUACAACAAAAUAAAACUUUGCCUAAAUGUGUACGUCAGUUUAAUUAAAAAUGUUUAUUUCCAAA
Molecule: messenger RNA, 716 nt
Organism: Adelges cooleyi (spruce gall adelgid)
Lineage: Eukaryota; Metazoa; Arthropoda; Insecta; Hemiptera; Adelgidae
Product: c-Myc-binding protein
Exons: 4
Coding region: 177-590 (137 amino acids)
Biological process (GO): regulation of DNA-templated transcription
Cellular component (GO): nucleus
Molecular function (GO): transcription coactivator activity
Source: RefSeq, a predicted model, not a curated record